GGAAGUGGUGAGGCUGACUCGCUGAAACUUCUCAGAGGAGAGACCAUUUUGUAGCAGAGGAAGCAGUGUCUCUCUGGAACGAGCUCCCAGCAUAACUCCAAUUGACCAGAACAGUUCCUGGACAGAAGCAGCUGGAGGUUGGGCAAGGAAUUCCUUGGAGGCGGCCACAGAGAGGGAAUCCAUGGCUGUGGCAUUGGCAGCAGGGCUGUGAACACUCCUGAGUGCUCUGGGGAGAAAACCAACCAUGGACCUGCGGAACGUCCCCUACCGCUCCGACGUGCUCACCUGGGACCCAGAUGACUUAGCAGAAUAUUUCAGGACGCUAAAGUACAAGGACUGUGAGAAAGUCGUGAGGAAGCACAGCAUAAAUGGACAAAGGUUUUUGAACAUGUCUGAAAAUGAUAUUCAGAAAUUCCCAAAGCUCAGAGUGCCAAUUGUAAGUAAAUUAAGCCAAGAAAUAAACAAAAAUGAAGGGAGGCUCUCCUUCCUUCCAAAAUGGGCCCAAACACAAAAAUCUCCAGAAAACACAGGGUACGCUCAGGAUGACGGCGGCUGGUCUUCGUUUGAUGAUGAUGAUGAUGAUGACUAUGAAAGCCCCGAUGAAGACCAGGAGAAGGAAGAUGAGGCUGACUAUGAAUCACCAACAGAGGAGCCUGAGGAAGCAGAACAUGACAGUGAUGGCUAUGAGCCACCUCCAUCCAAUAAUGAAGAAGCACAUCACAGUGUUAUAUUUCCUGCCAAGUCACUUCCAAGCAGCACAGAUUAUAUAGACAGACCUACAACAACCAGAUCAGCACAUCAGCCUCCACAUCAGCCUCCAGUACCGCCCCAGAGACCUGGCCCAGCCUCAUAUGGGGGAAGAAGUGCUACUCUGCCAGCUUUCCCUCCUCCACCAAGCAACAACGACUUGAGUAGAGACAGAAACAUGAAGCCCUUGAAACCCCCAGCUCCUUCUAUAGACAGAAGCACCAAACCGUCUCUGGAUCGCCUUGCUCCCCCAUAUGAAAGAGAAAGCCCAGGAUCAGGGAAGAAGCCAAGCAUUCCUGAAAAGCCUCUGGUUUCACAGCUAAGAUCCCUGGGAGAACAGUUAGCAAUGAUGCCAAAACCUCCUGUCCCACCAAGUGACAGAUAUGAAAGAGGCAACCCCCCUCCUCUAAGGAAGCCAAGCCCUGCCAAGCCCAGUUGGCCACCACACAAGAAAAAUGAAGAUGAAGAAGACACUGCCCUGCAAAGACCAGUGCCACAGCUGUCUUUGCCCCCAUACAGCUCUAAUGCAUUCCCACCCAAAUCUGUCAAGCCUCCACCUAAGCCAGGAUCCAACAGCAUUCCUGCUGCAGAAAGUGCUAGAAGCCUGUCUUCAACUGGCUCUCUACCACCACGCUUCCAUCCAGGCAGCAACAGCAGAUCUCCUUCCAGAGGCCCAGCUGACAUGAGACCUCCAUUGCCAAUUCCUAGCAGACAGACUGUUCACCAGGCAAACACGGAGCAAGAUGAGCCCCAGGGCUCUCUGAAGGAUGAGUGGUACGUGGCCUUUGUCAGCCGGCCCGAGGCAGAGGCAGCGCUGCGCAGGAUAAACAAGGAUGGAACAUUCCUGGUGAGGGACAGCUCAAGGAAAACAGUGACUCACCCCUAUGUCCUGAUGGUGCUGUACAGAGACAAAGUGUACAACAUCCAGAUUCGCUACCAGGAGCAGGACCACUUGUACUUGUUAGGAACCAGCUUGAAAGGAAAAGAGGAAUUUUCUUCUGUAGCAGAUAUCAUUGACCACUUCCAAAGAACACCCCUUCUUCUGAUUGAUGGAAAAGACAGAGGCUCAAGAAACCAGUGCAUGUUAAAAUACGCUGCAGGACAUAUUUAAACGAAACUUUAGAGAAGAUCACAUAGUACUGAAGCCUUCUGAAGUUUAUAAAUGUCAAGAUAUUUCCCUUUUCAGCAAACUAAAAUCAUGAAGUCAUUAAAAUUCACAGUUUCAAAGAAAAAAGACUACGUUAUUUUUAAAUUAUGCGUUAAAUGCAGUACUCUAUAAAUACAAUUUUCCUACAAAGUGUCCAUUAAUCAUACAGCACAUGAGAUCAUGAGUUUUUUUUUUCUUCCAAGAUAGGCAUGUUCUCUUGAAAUUAUUUCCACACCAAAUUUGAUGAACCAUAAAUAAAUAUCCAUACAAGCCUCUGCUUUCAUGGGAGCUCUUUUUUUUGGAUCAGAAUUGCAACAGCAAUUUUGUUGUUUUUAGUGAUGCAGAGUAGACCCAAACAUUGUCAAAGCUGCGGAGUAGACAACAUAAAAGCCAAUUUUUUUUCAAUAAAUCAAACUCUGCUCACUUCUAUGAAAAGAUCAACUCAGAUCUGAGAGACACACAGGUUUCAGUGGCACCAAAAACCCUCCAACCCUGGAAAUGCAGGUGCCUGUCAGGAUCUGUGUCGGGGUUAUUCAGCUGUGAAAUUGUCUGUUCCCACUUUUCCAGGAAAACACCACACCCACACGGAGCACAUCCUCUCUGCCACAGCUCUGGGGAUCCCAUGCCUCAGCCCACAACUGGAAUUUCGUAUUUCCUACAAUUCUCCAACCUCACUCAGAAAGAAGGUUUUCUCCACACACAUCUCUCUUCAGCUGUGUCUUUCUGGCUGAAUCAAGCAACUGCAUUUUUACAGGGAGCACGUCAACAAAAUUAUCCUCAUGUGACCCUUACGUGGCAGAACCCCUCAGAUCUCUUAGAAAGCACACACAGGCCAAACUGAGUUCCUCUUGCACAACUGCUUUCUGUUUUACUGUAUUUUUUAAAGAAAAAAAGGGACACUCAGUUCAAAAAUACAAGUUGUAGCUGAGGAACACUGAAGCCCCUUUGUUAAGUGGGAUUUAUCCAACCACUUGCCCUGGGUUUCAAAUUCCCUUGGAUUCAAAUCACCUUGGUUUCAUAAUUAUGACUUUUAUCACCCUUUUUCUCCUUUAAAGUCAUGGUGUCUAUAUCAGUUAAAACACUGGAACCAAAAUUCAAGGUAGAAAAUACCUUCCAUAGAAUCUGUAAAGCUUCCCAGAUAACAUAAUGAGAUUUCAUAAACAGUUUUCCUUAUAGAAAUAUGUUUUGUAAGUGUUCCUUUCUAAGAUGUUUAGGUAAGAGCUGGAAUUCAAAGAUAGCAAAGUUCAUUUCCAUGCAACUAUGAGUCCAAAAAUAAAGGUGAAAAAUAAAAUUUAAAAACUCUUUCAGCUGACAAAAGCUGCUUCUAGCCCAAUAUUUUAAAAAUGGACUACUAAUCUGGUGAAAGAAAAGUCAGUCAAUCUGUCUUUUUCAAAAACUGUUAAAAUUAAGAACAACAUUCCCCAUAUCACCACUGACUCCUGUGAACUGUAAUUUAUUCCAUUGCCCUGCCUUGAAAAAUCUGACAUCCCAGAAAUACCUCCUAUGGAAUUGUGUUUUAUUGAUUUUAAAUAAUCUCACCAGCAAAAGAGCAAUAAAACAUAAACCAGCAUAAGAAAUUCUAACACUGUGUACUUUUUAAAGUAGAAUAAACCUCUAUUUGAUUAUUCAGAGAAAUAUACUUGGUGUAAGAGUAAAGCUACAUCUCAACAUUCAAAUAUGUCCACCAGUAAAGUGUGAUUGAAUAUUUAUUGUAAUGAACUAGGUGAAAAUAGUGGCUGUGUAAAUGUUGGGCCAAAUAGAUUUCAGGCUAGAGCACUGAAACCACAAACUCCUCCCUAUUCUUGUAGCUAGUUGCAUUAGAGAGUCAUUACAGAAACUAGAAUGGAAAGCAUUUUUGGUUUUCCAGAAGUAACCUGCUCUUUGACCUCUCCCUCAGCAACAUUUUUUAGACGAGGAAGGCAGCUCAAAACACAAAUUGCAGUUCCUCCUUCACUGGCAGUUUCUUAUCCUGUUUUCCCAGGCAUAACUGAGACAAGAGACAGUGACUUGAAGUAAAUUUCAAAUCUUUUGUUACUGCUCCAACAGGUUUUUGUUUAAAAGGAGAAAACCAUGCGAGAAACUUCAUGCCCAGUUUCCUGACCUUUUUAAUUAUUUACAUCAGUCUUUCCAGCCCUAGGCUUAAUUUGGGAAAUGUGGGUUGAAAAAGCCACUCUCAGAAUCCAUAACCUAGCUUUUUUUCCAUUCCACAUGUUUAGCUUAAAACAAAAAUAGUCUACCUGCAGGAAACCAUGCUAUCAUUGCACAGUUCAAACUUAAUUAAAAGA
Messenger RNA from Motacilla alba alba, 4179 nucleotides. RefSeq names its product lymphocyte cytosolic protein 2 (gene LCP2). The coding region runs from base 245 to 1858 and encodes 537 amino acids. Gene Ontology annotation, biological process: intracellular signal transduction; cell surface receptor protein tyrosine kinase signaling pathway. Lineage: Eukaryota; Metazoa; Chordata; Aves; Passeriformes; Motacillidae. The record is from RefSeq and is a predicted model, not a curated record. The transcript is spliced from 21 exons. Gene Ontology annotation, molecular function: protein binding.